GCAUUUCGCCAUUCCAGCCGGAGACGAGCAUCUUCGACCUUGCAACAAACGAGAAAAACAAAUCGAAUUCACGAUUCUGCCGCCGUUACCACCACCCUCUCCUCUAGAAUACCUCACCUAGAAGCUUCUCGAACUCGACCCAACCCACUCCCCUCCCACCAUGGCCGCCGGCGACUCGAGCCGGGUCAAAGAAGCCCAAGACCUCGUCAAGACGGACCCGAGAAAGGCAGAGGCUGCUUUCAAAGAAAUCAUAUCCAAGGCCCCCGCGGCAACCUCAGAUGCUGCCACGCGCGAGUACGAAGCUGCUUUGAUAAGCUUGGGAGAACUCUACCGGGAUGAGAAGAAGACUCAGGAACUCGUCACCUUGGUGCAGGAAAGCCGGACGGUGUUUUCAUCCUUUGCCAAGGCCAAGUCCUCGAAGCUGGUCCGCCAGCUCCUGGACCUGUUCAAAGAUAUCCCCAACAGCGUCGACGUCGAAGUUGCCGUCACAAAAGAUUGCAUAGAAUGGGCCACCUCCGAGCGCCGUGCCUUCCAGCGCCAGGACCUCCAAGUCCGCCUGGUCACCCUCUAUAUGUCCAAGCAGACCUACUACGACGCCCUCACCCUCAUCAACGGCCUUCUCCGUGAGCUCAAGCGCCUCGACGACAAGCUCCGCCUCGUCGAAGUCCAGCUCCUCGAAUCCCGAGUCUACCAUGCCCUGGGCAACAUUCCCAAGGCCCGCGCGGCUUUGACGAGCGCGAGGACAAGCGCUGCCAGUGUUUACACCCCUCCACUGCUGCAGGCCAACCUUGACAUGCAGAGCGGAAUGCUUCACGCUGAAGAUAAGGACUUCAACACGGCGUUCUCGUACUUCAUCGAGGCGUUGGACGGAUAUCACACUCAGGAAGAGGCCCCCAAAGCCCAGGCUGCAUUGCAGUACAUGCUCCUCUGCAAGAUCAUGUUGAACCUGGUCGACGAUGUCAACCAGCUCAUGGCAUCCAAGCAGGCCGUCAAAUACGCCGGAAAGAACCUCGAGGCCAUGAAGGCCAUUGCCCGAGCCCACGCAAACCGAUCCUUGGAAGAGUACGAACGAGCACUGUCUGCCUACCGAUACGAGCUUGGCAGCGACACCUUCAUCCGCAACCACCUUCGCCGCCUGUACGAUGCCCUGUUGGAGCAGAACCUCAUCAAGGUUAUUGAGCCCUUCUCACGAGUCGAGAUUGAUCACAUUGCCAAGAUGGUGGGUCUCGACACCCAGCAGGUGGAGAGGAAGCUGUCACAGAUGAUUCUCGACAAGGUCAUCAUUGGCGUGUUGGAUCAGGGUGCUGGUUGCCUUAUUAUUUACGACGAGACACAGCGGGACGAGUCGUAUGACUCUGCUCUGGCGACAAUUGAGAAGCUGAGCAACGUGGUGGAUGUGCUGUACACGAACCAGGCCUCCAUGCUUGAGUAGAGGAAAAAUACAACGGGCAUUGAGAUGAGGAUGAUGGUUAGAGAACGGAUCUUGUAUUGUAAUGUGUUAGUCACGGUAGAUGAGGCGCUUGUUCAUCCAAAAGACUUGCCGUCCCUACUG
Trichoderma virens Gv29-8 is the source of this 1552-nucleotide messenger RNA. RefSeq lists its product as uncharacterized. The transcript is spliced from 3 exons. The record is from RefSeq and is a predicted model, not a curated record. Lineage: Eukaryota; Fungi; Ascomycota; Sordariomycetes; Hypocreales; Hypocreaceae. Gene Ontology annotation, biological process: ubiquitin-dependent protein catabolic process. Gene Ontology annotation, cellular component: proteasome regulatory particle, lid subcomplex. Gene Ontology annotation, molecular function: structural molecule activity. Bases 161 to 1432 code for a protein of 423 amino acids.